Molecule: messenger RNA, 3629 nt
Organism: Oncorhynchus tshawytscha (Chinook salmon)
Lineage: Eukaryota; Metazoa; Chordata; Actinopteri; Salmoniformes; Salmonidae
Product: beta-1,3-galactosyltransferase 2
Exons: 4
Coding region: 108-1256 (382 amino acids)
Cellular component (GO): membrane
Molecular function (GO): N-acetyl-beta-D-glucosaminide beta-(1,3)-galactosyltransferase activity
Source: RefSeq, a predicted model, not a curated record
AUUGUCCUGGGUUGGUCGUACACACACACACGAGGGGUGUUCUCUUCUUCACCAGUCACUGCCACAAGGAUCCAUGGUCUCUCUGAGGAGGGGAACUGUCUGCACUCAUGGAGAAACAAGGAGGAAAUGGAUGUAAACGUCAAGUUGUGGUCGAGAGCCCUGUACGACCACUGCGGUCUCUGGUGCGGCCGUGUUUCAUCUUCCUCCUCUUCCUGUCCACGGUCAUCGUGAUCAUCCUCUUAGGUUUUCCUGACAGAUUCUCCCAGACAGACUGGUGGAAAAACCUAUCACUGUACACAUACUACCAUAGAUGGACCAACCCCGACCGCCACCGUGGACCAUCCCCAACCACCAUUCCCCCAACCACAGUACCAGCCCCACCCUCAACCACCAUACGUCCGCUACCAACCAAUCACAACCACUUGGGCUACCCUCGUAACUACCACUUCAUCGUAGACGAACCGGACAAGUGUAAUACCCAGACCCCGUUCCUGGUGCUGAUAGUCCCCGUGGCGCCCGGUAACCUGGCCGCCAGGGACGCCAUCCGCAGGACGUGGGGUAAUGAGACCAUGGUGCAGGGGAAGAAGGUACAGACGCUAUUCAUGCUAGGACUUCCUGGAGGACCAGUUGCCCAGGAGCUGCAGGAGAAGGUUAACCAGGAGAGCCAAGUGCAUCAUGAUCUACUCCAGAGCAACUUCCUGGACUCUUACCUCAACCUCACCAUUAAGACCAUGGUGAUUAUGGACUGGCUGGCCACCCACUGCACCAAUGCCACCUACGCCAUGAAGAUCGACUCAGACAUGUUCCUCAACGUAGAGAACCUGAUGACUAUGUUGCUGAGACCGGACGUCCCCAAGGUGAACUACCUGACGGGGAUGCUGAUGUGGGAUCGCCCGGUCAUCCGGAACCCCAACUCCAAAUGGUAUGUUCCGGUGGAGAUGUUAGCCGACGACCGAUACCCGACCUACACACUUGGUAUGGGAUACGUGUUCUCCAACGACCUGCCGGAGAGGUUCGUGGCGGUAUCCAAGGACAUCAAGCUUUUUAAUAUAGAAGAUGCCUAUGUUGGUGCCUGUAUGAAGAAACUGGGCCUCUCGCCCACAAACUCACCAGAUCCUUGGCAAUGGAAGGCCUAUCUCGGCAAGUACAAUCGCUGUGAAUUUUCCAAAGUCAUCACCUAUAUUUUGAGCCGCUCGUCCCAGAUAGUGGAAUACUGGAUGGACCUGAAGAAGACACCUGGUUCACCCUGUCACUGAUCUAGUGUCCAUUUGGUAUUUUUCAUCCUAAUGGUCGAGUCUAAGUCUUUAGGUAGCCAAACAGAUAUAUAUACCUGUAUAUAUCGAUGAAAGAAACACUGCUGUAGCUCUGCCACCUUCCACCUCAGAUGUGGAAGGCUGACAUUGGCGCAUGUGGUGGAUUGAGAUGCAGCUCAUGCAAUAAAACAGAUAUCUCUAGCUUAAACAGACCGUUUCUGAUGGGAAUUUUUAUGUUACGCUUAUUCAAUUUCCGCGCGGACAUUGACUCUGGUACUAGUACUAAGAUUCAGGGACUCUAUCAGUGUCUGAGGGGCAGGUAGCUGAGUGGCUAGUGUUGUGCCAGUAACUGAAAGGUUGCUAGUUCAAAUCCCCUAACAGACAAGGUGAAAAAUAUCUGUCGAUGUGCCCUUGAGCAAGGCACUUAACCCUAAUUUCUUCAAUGUUGAUAAUGACUGACCUUGGCUGUAACCCCAUUCUUGGGGGGAGUUGAGAUAUGCAAAAAAUAAUAAUAAUUCAAACGUGUAUAAAACACACUUUUAGAUGUGUGAACCAGGACAAAUAUAAGCACCCACUGGCACCUGGGGCACCUUGUUAGGACUCAAUUACCCAUAAUGACAUUGGGUAGGGUAGGAAAUAAAGAUGGGUGGUGGUGGGGCUGGUCGGGAUGAUGAAGUUAGGUCAUUGAGUAGUUCUGAACUUGUAAUGACUGUCGGAAUGUGAUAUCUUACUUUCAAAGUCUUAAUUUACAAUGGUGGAACAUACUUUGCAAAGGGAUCUUUUGUGAUUUUGUGAUCCCGAAUCUCAGGAAUCCAAACAAAUCCAGACAGAUAGGAGGAUGGGAUCAGCAUCUGUCUAGUCUCUUGUGAUAGAUUAACACUUUCACAGGCCAAAACUCACACAAGAUUAGUCUCUGUUCACACAAGAUUUGUCUCUGUUCACACAAGAUUUGUCUCUGUUCACACAAGAUUUGUCUCUGCCCACACGAGAUUUGUCUCUGUGUUACAUGAUCAUCUGUCUGCCAAAUUCCAUUGUGUUGUAACACCAUUCGGGAGACGGUUCUAGAAACCAGUUGGGUAACCUGUAAGAAACACUGGUGAGAACCAAAAGCCAUCCAUUAUGAAUGAUUCAGUCUCUAACUCUCAAAAACAAUUGAAAGGAAGAUUAUUCUGUACAUAAAAAAAAUUGUUUUGUCAAGAUGUAUUUGCUUAGUGAAUUAACAGUAGCCCGUAGGCCUAGACCUUGCCCAAACCAAGUAGACCGAUAUAACAGUAUCAAAUAUUUAACAGCAUAAUAUAUUUAUUUUACUGGGUGAGUUCUUUUUCAAUUCAGCGACAUCUACAUGAAUAAUUAAGUUACAUAUAUUGUUCAACAAAGCCUCUUUUUAUAUCGGUCAUCAGUAUAUUAAGUCACACAUUAUGUUACACAAAGCUUCUCUCAUCCUGUUUGCUUAGCAUGACACUGAUCAAAUGCUGUUUGACUUCUAUGUACAUAUUGCACAAUUAAUUUAUUUGCAGAACAGUUGACUAAAACCUGGACAAGAAUAAGGUGUGUUCCAUUGUCAACGAAAGGAGUUCUGUUCUGUUCCAUUGUCAACGAAAGGAGUUCUGUUCUGUUCCAUUGUCAACGAAAGGAGUUCUGUUCUGUUCCAUUGUCAACGAAAGGAGUUCUGUUCUGUUCUCAACUUCCACAACGAAAGGAGUUCUGUUCUGUUCCAUUGUCAACGAAAGGAGUUCUGUUCUGUUCUCAACUUUCACAAUGAAAGGAGUUCUGUUCUGUUGUCAACUUCCACAAUGAAAGGAGGAGUCCAUCAUUAUUCUCAAUGUCUGAUGACUGGUGUAACAAAAUAAGAUGAUAUGAGUAAUGACAUUAGGAAGGUAAUGCAGAAGGCUGCAGCCCUGGAAAGCUAUGAAUCACAGGAGGCUUGUGAGGGGAGGAUGGCUCAUAAUAAUGGCUGGAAUGAAGGGAAUUGUAUCAACCACAUGCAAAAAAUGAGUUUGAUACCAUUCCGUUUAUUCCGUUCCAGCCAUAUGAGCCUGUCCUCCCCGAUUUAGGUGCAACCAGCCACCUGUGCUAUGAAUAUGACAUGGCAUGUGUGUCUAUGUUCUUUGUUAAGGACAUCAUCGUUGUGACAAUAUGAACAAUGAUGAUAUCAUACAUUUAAAGUUCUUUGAGAUGAUUUAUAUUAUGAAAAGCACAAUAAAAGUUCAAUAAAUUAUUUUUAUUAUUACUAUCAUAAUCAUUGACAUGGUGAAUGCAUUGCAGUUGACAACAGGGAUCUUUAAAAAAAAGAGAGACAGGGUGUAACUAUCAGAGAUUUGUCUCGGAGAAGAAAGGCUCUGUCGAAAUGUUGACAAUAAAGGCUACUUAAUACUC